Molecule: messenger RNA, 2286 nt
Organism: Spea bombifrons (plains spadefoot toad)
Lineage: Eukaryota; Metazoa; Chordata; Amphibia; Anura; Pelobatidae
Gene: TBXAS1
Product: thromboxane A synthase 1
Exons: 13
Coding region: 336-1940 (534 amino acids)
Molecular function (GO): heme binding; oxidoreductase activity, acting on paired donors, with incorporation or reduction of molecular oxygen; steroid hydroxylase activity
Source: RefSeq, a predicted model, not a curated record
GGUCAGAAUUCAAGUUUUCUUGUGUAACCGGGGACAAGCGAUCUUUUCCAGGAAGCAGCGGAGCGCUAAUGAUAACAAAAACCUCAUUUGAUUACAGUUUCUGUUUUCUGGUCACGAUUUCCACUCUUAUCCACGCUACGGCCGACCUGGUGGAACCGCGUAAAUAUUUAUAGAAAAAUGCUGCUUCAUUCUGUGUCACUGUACACCCCCGUCCCCUCUCGGUAUCCUCUUCCCCUUCUCCGGAACGGGUGACUGCAAUAAUUACAGUGACUUUCUGUCUGUCUCGGACUGCAGGUAGACAUCGGCUGGUCCCUGGACAGCGGAAAAGCAGAAAGAUGGGGGCUUUCUGGCCGAGUGACGGCUACAUGGUGACCUUGGCCCUUCUCGUUGGCUUUCUGAGUCUGCUGUACUGGUAUUCACGGUCUGCAUUCUCUCAGCUGGAGAAGGCUGGCAUUAAGCACCCAAAACCGCUUCCUUUCAUCGGAAACAUUAUGCUGUUUCAUCAGGGCUUUCUGGAGGGAGCCAGAGACAUUCUGAAGACUUACGGCCCGAUAUGUGGGUACUAUAUGGGGCGCCGACCGGUUAUUCUAAUAUCUGAGCCUGAUGCCAUCAGACAGGUUCUCCAGAAAGAUUUUGCCAACUUCACCAACAGGAUGAAGAUGAACCUGGUGACCAAGCCCAUGAGUGACAGUCUGCUGUGUCUCCGGGACGAGAAAUGGAAACGCGUUCGCAGUGUGCUCACGCCAACAUUUAGUGCGGCGCGCAUGAAAGAGAUGUGUCCUUUAAUAAACCACGGCUGUGACGUGCUGGUCCAGAACCUCAAAGCAUACGCAGACUCCGGAGAGCCGUGUAACGUCCAACGGAAUUACUCGUGCUUCACCAUGGACAUCGUGGCGAGUGUGGCCUUUGGCACUAAAGUGGAUUCUCAGAACAACCCGGAUCACCCCCUGGUGCAGAACAGCAAGAAAUUCCUGGAGCUCUUCACCCCCUUCAAGCCUUUAAUCCUGUUGACACUGGCGUUCCCGUCCAUCAUGAUCCCCAUCGCCCGACGGAUUCCCAAUAAGAAGCGAGACCAGUUAAACAGCUUCUUUCUCGAGACCAUCAGAGACAUUAUUGCUCACAGAGACCACCUGCCGGUUAAUGAGAGACGGCGCGACUUCCUUCAGCUGAUGCUAGAUGCCCGUGACACCAUCAGCCACUUUACCGUGGAUCACUUUGAUAUCGUCAACCAGGCCGACCUGGCCGCCCCGCGGAAAGACAAUCCGGAUUCCUCCAGGAAAACAACCAAAAUCCUCAACGAGGAGGAGAUACUGGGUCAGGCGUUCAUAUUCCUCAUUGCCGGAUACGAGACCACGUCCAGCCUUCUGUCUUUUGCUACAUACUUACUGGCCACGCAUCCCGAGUGCCAGGAGAAGUUGCUGAAAGAGGUGGACGAAUUCUCUCAAAAACACGAUGUCGCGGACUAUAACACGGUACAUGACUUGCCUUACAUGGACAUGGUGAUUUCGGAGACCCUCCGUAUGUACCCCCCUGCGUUCAGAUUUGCCAGAGAAGCGGCCCGUGAAUGUACCGUGAUGGGCCAUAAGAUCCCCGCUGGUGUGUUGGUGGAAAUACCCGUUGGAUGUUUGCAGAACGACCCAAAGUAUUGGCCAGAGCCGGAAAAAUUCCAGCCUGAAAGGUUUACUGCAGAAGAGAAAAAGAAGCGCCAUCCUUUCACGUACCUCCCGUUCGGGGCAGGACCCCGGAGCUGCAUCGGAAUUAGACUCGCCAUUCUGAAAGCCAAGAUUACGUUGUUCCGCGUGUUGCAGACGUUUCGUUUUGAGAUCUGCCCCCUUACCCAGAUUCCGCUUCAACUCACAAGCGUAUCGACCCUGAGACCUAAGGACGGCGUGCACGUCAAGGUGGUCUCACGCCAGCACACACUGGGGUCUUACAACUGACGACUUCACGCCCCAGACGGCAUCCAAGUCGUUAUCCCAGCAGGCCGGAAGAAUAAGUUUACGGACUUGUCGAGUUUCUUUACGCCGUGCUUGGUUUGUUGACAUCAGAAGCCUGUAGGCCCUUUGGACUUACGCUGCGCCUAGAAGUGUCAGAAGGACUCUUGACGUCAAUGGCAACUCAAGGGAUCCUACUGGGUUCAAAUGAGAGAUUUUUUUUAAAAAAUUUUAAUUCACAAAAGGUUGGAUUUUGUGAACGGGACUGAAUGAUCUAACCCUUCGCUCGCCAGAUUAAUACCGAGAACCUUCUACAAACCCUGACAAUAAACAUAAAAAGAAUGUAUUGUUA